CCAUGAGAGAUAAAGUCUCCAAGACGACUUCAAGACAUAAGGUGCUGCAGUGAUGGGUUGGUUGGCUGCGCUGUGUCUCGUGCUCCUGCAGACUGGGGCUCAUGCAUUUGAUAUUUUUGAUGGAGACUCUCUGAAUCAUCAGGAGAUCACUGAGAGGGCCAUCCUUGAAACCACGCUGGGUGUUUGCCGUGAUGUGGCUCUGGCUGCAGGCAAAAAGUUCACAUCACCAACACAGCCUUACACUGCUGAGUCUGUUGCUCGUGCCUGUGAUGCGUCAAAAUCCUCCAAGAGUUUCAGCCAAACCAUCGAGUUUAUCCAAGACAAAAAUGUGGGUAUAGACAAGCGGUAUUUCUACAGCGCCCGUCAUCACUUCGACAACGAGGAAUUCACGAAGGGAAAGAAACUCAUCACGAACGGAUUAUCAGCUGUCAAGGCCAACAAUAAGCUCCAGAACUUUGAAGCGGCGAGGAAAAAUGUGGGAAGACUGCUGCAUUCUUUACAGGAUUUCUACAGUCACAGCAACUGGGUGGAAAUGGGAGAAACAAAUCCAAACUCCAAGCUGAUCAAACCAGGAAGCAUCGGAAAAACAGCAGCAAAAAGCAGAGCAACCUGUCGCAGCUGCAACGGAGACGACUGCAGGAACAACAUUCUGGAGGACAUCCUGCGUGAAAAGAUACUCACCACAGGAUAUUUUGAAUUUUUGCCUGGAUUCUCCAAACCUAAUGGAAAAUGCAGCCAUGGAGGUGGAUUUGACAGAACAAGCAGCACUGAUCCUACGGGUGGGAUCAACAAAGACACGACUGAUUCUGAACACGGACAUCUCCACUUUAAAGCAGCAAACAUGGCCAUCGCUGCGACCAGGCAGGUGCUGGAGGACAUUCGUCGGGCUGCCAGUGACGCCACAUUCCUACAGCUGAUGGGAAUCAACAAAGGGAAAGCUCUUUGUUUUGUGAUCGACACCACGGGAAGCAUGAGGGAUGACAUUGCGGCAGUGAGGACCGUCACAAGCGUUAUAAUCAACAGCAGAGUGGGGACAGAGGACGAGCCCUCGGCUUACAUUCUCGUACCGUUCAAUGAUCCAGCCUUUGGGCCCCUGACGAGGACUACAGAUCCAGAGGUCUUCAAGAGAGCUAUCAAUUCACUUACUGCAACUGGUGGAGGAGAUUUUCCAGAAAUGAGUCUUUCAGGACUUCGGCUGGCUUUAACCGGUGCUCCUCCAGGGUCUGAUAUCUUCCUCUUCACUGAUGCAACUGCUAAAGACGAUUACCUGUUGGGUGCAGUGAUCACACUCGUAGAACGAACCAAAUCAGUGGUGAACUUCAUGAUAACUGGCAGUCUGGGAUUUCGUCGCCGAAGAGAGAGUAAUAAUACCAACGAUCAACAACAACAACAACAACCCAAAGCGAUAACAAAAGCAUCUUCCAAGGUGUACACGGACCUGGCGCAGGCUUCGGGAGGUGUGGCUAUACAGACCACAAAAAGUCAGCUGCUCGCGGCCACCACCAUCGUAACAGGGUCCUCCAGCUCUGCUCAGGUCCUCCUUCUGCAAGCGGCCAGGAAUCCUGGAAAAUCCGACAAUUUCACUUUCACAGUGGACGAGUCGGUAAAAAACCUCACCAUCUACAUCAAUGGGCGCUCAGUCGCCUUUACUCUCAUCAGUCCCUCAGAUGUGUCUCAGAGCAGCACUAACCUGACGGGACCUUUGAUCAGUUCAACCCAGUCAGUGGGAAACUUCCAGACUCUGGAGCUGACAACACAAGUGGGACUGUGGGAAAUAAGAUUAGUGUCAACAAAUCCCUACACGCUGAAGGUCAAAGGUGAGAGUUCCAUCGACUUCCUCUCUGACUUUUUGGAGGUGUCCGAGGGCCCAUUGGGAGGUUUUGAAGUCCUGGAAAAUCGCCCCAGAGCUGGUGCUAACGCCAGCCUGAGGGUGACGGUAACCGGGGAUGUGUCUGCCGUAGUGACAGAAGUGUUUCUGGUGGUAUCGUUAACGUCAGAGAGGGUUAAUGGCAGCGUGGAGGCUCUGGGGAAAGGAAAAUUCUUAGCUCGGUUUGACAAUAUUCCAUCGGGUGAGUUUGUGGUGCUUGUGAAGGGCCAGAGCAGCAACACUUCCUCCAGAGCAACUGAAUCUUUCCAAAGGCAGACAUCCAACUCUAUCCGUGCCUCUGCUGUGACUGUUUCUGCUGAUGAUUUAGAAGGUGUCUUGGAACCAGGAGUACCUCUUUCUGUUCCUUUCUCUGUGUUGAAUAAUGGCUCAGGAGGAAGCUUCACAAUCCAAGCUACCAAUGACCAAGGUUUUACGCUAUCGUUCCCAUCCACUUUACCCCUGACCGCUGGAAGCAGGGCUAAUGGCACGGUGAACAUCACAGCACCUGCUAGCACUGCAUCUGGCACCGACGUCACCCUGACCAUCGAGGCCAAUGCUCCAGGAGGCACGGACGCCAACUAUGUCGUUCUGCGUUUGACUGUCCUCAUCCCGGUGACUGAUUUCACUGAGCCAGGGUGUCAGCUGCUCAACCUGCAGUCCAACUGCUCUGCAAACUGCAGCGCGUCGAUGUGGGAGCUGUCAGUGGUGGUGACCGAUGGGGUGAACGGGACGGGCAUCGACACCAUCAGCUUCAGAGAAGGCAACGGGACCACGAACACCAGCCUGCUCGCUGGUAAUGCAACGCUGGUGUCCUAUAAUGCGUCUUGCUGUUCGCCUGAUGUGGAGAUAGUAGUUGUGGAUCAGGUGGGUAAUGUAGGCUCCUGUUCCUACACGGUCCGGACAACGACACCAACCGUGAACACCACUACAACCACCGCACAGCUGGCAACAACAACAACAACAGCAGCUUCUACACAAGCUGCUGUUACUGUGAACACCACUACAACCACCGCACAGCCGGCAACAACAACAACAACAGCAGCUUCUGCACAAGCGGUUCAGUCUUUUCUCCUUUGCCUCAGCAUCACAAUUCUAGGGCUCAGCUUAACCAUCUGAAACGGGAUCAGUUCAAUCUGUACAUCAAGGAUCAAGAAUCAAAUAUUAAGACAUGCUUUUGGGGUUUUGAAAAUGAGUUGCCAGUUUAUUCUCAGUAUAUACUCAGGAUCUCAGUUUUCUACUGAGAGGUGUUUCUAAAA
Molecule: messenger RNA, 3123 nt
Organism: Hippoglossus stenolepis (Pacific halibut)
Lineage: Eukaryota; Metazoa; Chordata; Actinopteri; Pleuronectiformes; Pleuronectidae
Product: von Willebrand factor A domain-containing protein 7-like
Exons: 16
Coding region: 53-2983 (976 amino acids)
Source: RefSeq, a predicted model, not a curated record